AUGGGCAAUUUCGUACUCCUGCGUCAAUUUUGGGCCAUUGUGGUGUUUGUCAGUGCCGUACUGGCUGUCAAGAUUCCUCAACCUGUUGGCCCUGUUCAGCAAGACCUUCCGGUCGAGCUCAAGUGGGUUGCUUGCCCGACAGACAUUAGACCUUUCCGAGGGAACAACGCUACGCAACAACUUCAGUGUACCAACUUCUCGGUGCCACUAGACCCCAGCAAUGUGCAGGGCGAUACUCCCAAAGUCCAGCUGGGGAUUGUGAAAUUGCCCGCAAUGGGCAAGCGCAUCGGGAAUCUCUUUGUGAAUCCGGGCGGGCCGGGCGGGGCGGCAUCGAGCAUGGUUCUUGGGAUGGCUUCCAAGAGGAUCUACAUCAGCGAUGCAGUACGACAAUCCUUCGAUAUCAUCGGAAUGGACCCGCGUGGUGUCGGUCUGAGUACGCCAACGAAGUGCGACACGGACCUAGCCAACCAACCUAGCGAGUUCGAUGCGACAACGCCUGAAGGAUUUCAGAAACUCUUCGACUACAACAAAGCGGUUGGGGAAUCAUGUCGAGCUAUGACUGGCCCUGUAUUCGACCACAUGGAUACAAUAUUGGUAGCGAAGGAUAUGGAAGCCGUGAGAAUUGCUGCCGGUAGAGAGGAGAUGAACUACUUUGGGGUGUCGUACGGGACGCAAUUGGGUGCUCAGUACGCGGCUCUCUUUCCGGAUAAGAUUCGAGCAAUGGCUCUAGAUGGAAUGCUACAACAUACUGGCGCUUUUGCCUCGAACAUCAUGACACAGGCUACAUCGUUGGACGCAACAAUUCAAGCUUUCUUCAGGUUCUGUGAAGCCAACUCCACAAGCUGUGGUGAAGGCGGUCAGGAUAUACGAAAGACAUGGAACAAAGUCAUCGAGGUUGCCGGAUCCGGCCAGUUAAAGGCUGCGGAGUGUGAUGGAACGAUCAAGACCAAAUGUGUUCCUCUAGCGACAGUUUCAAACGUCUUGGGCGCGGCUCGGUCAACGUUGGAGUUCCCAAAUCAAAGGAAAGCGUUCGCUGAGCAGCUCAAACUUGGGGCGGCGGGGAACGGCUCGUUCUUCAGCCCAGGGUUGCUAUCCGGCGACAUCUUCACCGAUUCUCGAUCACUAUCAAUCACCGUCGUGCAAUGCCAAGAUGGUCAUUUCUUCGCGGCGAAAAGCCACGUUGAAGUGCAACGAGUUGCCGACAUGACGCGGUCUUUCACCGUCACACCUGGGAUGGGGGAGUUCUGGCACCGGGUGAUCGACUGUACUGGAUAUCCCGUCAAUAUCACGAAUCCGAGGACGGCACUCACUAUCAAGGCAACAAAGAAUCCUGUGCUUCUUGUGCAUUCGCGGUUCGAUCCGGCCACGAGUUUCGUUUACGCUGCCGGUAUGGCUGAGGAAUUUCAAACUGCCACAUUGGUCUUGAGAGAAGGAUCUGGGCAUACGAGCUAUCUCAACAAAGGUGAUGCCUCAAGGGCGGUGGACGACUACUUGAUCAGCUUGAAGGUCCCGCCAGCCGGAACUGUUUUACAGAGCUAG
This is a messenger RNA of Colletotrichum karsti, 1539 nucleotides long. Its product is annotated as tap domain protein. The coding region runs from base 1 to 1539 and encodes 512 amino acids. The transcript has 2 exons. Lineage: Eukaryota; Fungi; Ascomycota; Sordariomycetes; Glomerellales; Glomerellaceae. The record is from RefSeq and is a predicted model, not a curated record.